Messenger RNA from Tripterygium wilfordii, 1691 nucleotides. Its product is annotated as sugar transport protein 8-like. Gene Ontology annotation, molecular function: monosaccharide transmembrane transporter activity. Gene Ontology annotation, cellular component: membrane. The record is from RefSeq and is a predicted model, not a curated record. Bases 48 to 1559 code for a protein of 503 amino acids. Lineage: Eukaryota; Viridiplantae; Streptophyta; Magnoliopsida; Celastrales; Celastraceae. Gene Ontology annotation, biological process: monosaccharide transmembrane transport. The transcript has 4 exons.
GGAGUUGAUAUUAUUUGGUUGGUUUAGGAAUCUUGCUGGGGUCAAAGAUGGUAGAGAUAUUAGCGAAUGGAGGAGCGAAUUUCCAAUCAAGAAUGACUUUUUAUGUGGUCUUCUGUUGGAUUCUUGCGGCCUUUGGAGGCCUAAUGUUUGGUUAUGAUAUUGGGAUUUCAGGUGGUGUGACAGCCAUGGAUGAUUUCUUGAUCAAAUUCUUUCCUGCUGUCCAUGAAAGAAAGCUUCUUGCCAAAGAAAACAAUUACUGCAAAUAUGAUGACCAACUGGUUCAGCUUUUCACAUCUUCAUUGUACCUGGCUGCUCUUUUUUGGAGCUUUGUUGCUUCAAAACUUUGCUCCAAAUUUGGUCGAAAACCCACCAUUCUAUUAGCCUCUCUCUUCUUCCUUGCUGGUGCUGGCUUGAGCGCUGGUGCUCGUACCAUGUGGAUGCUCAUUCUAGGCAGAAUCCUUCUCGGCUUCGGUGUCGGAUCCGGCAAUGAGUCCGUUCCUCUGUUUUUGUCAGAGAUAGCACCAGUUCAGCACCGCGGAGCAGUGAACAUUCUCUUCCAAUUGUUUGUAACAAUUGGGAUUCUUAUAGCAAACUUGGUAAACUAUGGAACUUCAAAGUCGCAUCCAAAUGGAUGGAGAAUUUCAUUGGGUCUUGCAGGUGUUCCAGCUCUUGUACUCCUCAUUGGGUCCUUUAUCAUCAUGGAGACACCGACGAGCUUGAUCGAGCGAGAAAAAGACGAUGAGGGUCACAAAGUACUAAAAAAGAUCAGAGGUGUUGACAAUGUUGAUGAAGAGAUGAAGCAAAUUAAAAUGGCUAGAGAUGUGGCUAAGCAAGUCAAGCAUCCAUUGAAGAAGCUUUUCAAGAAAUCAAGCAUGCCACCACUAAUUAUCGGCAUUUCUAUUCAAGUAUUUCAACAGUUUACGGGAAUCAAUGCAAUUAUGUUCUAUGCUCCUGUUCUGUUUCAGACUGUUGGGUUCAAGAAUAAUGCUUCAUUGUUGUCUUCGGUUAUUACUGGACUAGUGAAUGUUUUCAGCACAUUAGUCUCCAUCUACGCUGUCGAUAGGUUCGGAAGGAGAAAACUGCUUCUUCAAGCUUGUGUUCAGAUGUUCAUCUGCCAGGCUGCAAUUGGGGGGAUUUUACUUGCUGAUUUGAAACCUACAGGCACUCUUGGUAAAGCAGAAGCAAUGAUUGUGGUGGUGCUGGUAUGCCUGUUUGUGAUGUCGUUUGCUUGGUCAUGGGGUCCCCUUGGUUGGUUGAUACCAAGUGAAACAUUCCCAAUGGAGACAAGAACUGCAGGGUUUGCAUUUGCUGUUAGUUCUAACAUGCUCUUCACUUUCAUCAUAGCACAGGCUUUCUUAUCGAUGUUGUGCCAUAUGCGUGCCGCGAUAUUCUUCUUCUUUGCUGCUUGGAUACUGGUUAUGGGACUGUUUGUUGUGUUUCUCCUACCGGAGACGAAGGGCGUGCCGAUUGAUUUAAUGGCUGAAAGGGUUUGGAAGAAUCAUCCAGUCUGGAAGAAAUUCAUGGAUGAUGAAGAUAUUGAGCUAGAAACUCAAGCUUAGCACUCCAGCGUUUAAGUAGUAGUUGAGGCAAUCAUUUACGUACAAGCAUUGUUAAAUGUAACAGAACGUGGUAUUUGAUGCUUGUUUCUUUGUUGAUUAGCUCUGCUUUGAUAAUUAGAUUGUGGAUGCAGA